Molecule: messenger RNA, 1338 nt
Organism: Rubroshorea leprosula
Lineage: Eukaryota; Viridiplantae; Streptophyta; Magnoliopsida; Malvales; Dipterocarpaceae
Source: the annotation of a GenBank genome assembly
AAUUUUUCACUCCGACCCAGUUAAAAAUCUUCAGUAGUUGGGAUUACUAAGGAAAGUUUGAUUGAUGUAUUUACGGCACUUUCUCUUUCCAGUAAGGAUAUCGUCGAGAGCUUUAAACCUAACUCCUCUCUCCAUACAGGGCUUUUGUUGGGUUGGGGAAAAAGCUAGGGUUUUUUAACAGGGGGAUCUGGUGGGAAUUCUGUGGUGAGUGAGAUUUUGUGAGAUUUGGGGUUUUUUGAAUUCUGGGUUUGGUUUUAGAGGCUUGUUUGGGAAGCAAAUGCCAUUGGUUUGGGGGGUUGGAGUAGAAGCAUCCCCAAAUAUUGAUUUCCAUGUCGUGGGCUGGUCCUGAUGAUAUCUUCCUCUCCACUUCGCUUGCUACCUAUCUUGAUAAAAAACUCCUUGUGUUGCUGAGAGAUGGUCGAAAGCUUUUGGGGUUGUUACGUUCGUUUGAUCAAUUUGCUAAUGUUGUUCUAGAAGGAGCUUGUGAGCGAGUCAUUGUGGGAGAUCUUUAUUGUGAUAUCCCCUUAGGUCUAUAUGUAAUUCGUGGAGAGAAUGUUGUCUUAAUUGGGGAGCUGGACUUAGAAAAGGAAGAGCUUCCCCCUCAUAUGACUCGUGUGUCAGAAGCUGAGAUAAAGAGCGCUCAAAAAGCAGAGAGGGAGGCAUCAGAUCUGAAAGGCACCAUGAGAAAAAGAAUGGAGUUCUUAGAUUUUGACUAAGAGAUGCCUCCAUUUUGUACUGGUUUUAUGCCAUAUUUGCAAUUGUUAAUGUGAUGGUGAUCCAAAAAAAUGAAAACAAGCGAGAUGGGAUUGAAAGAUUCUUGCCCUGUGUCCAUUGCUGUAAGCGGGACUUAAGAAGAUGGAAAAAAGUAGUAACUGUCAUGAAGGCCUAAUUUUCUAAAGUCUGCGGAGGGGAAGUUGUUUCCUUGGGUCUCUCUAGAGGCAACAGUGACAAUCUCUUUAUUCCUCUGUAGCGUGUGCAGUAUGUGCAAUACUUAGAAUGUUGGGUUCUUCAUCUUAGGAUAAAUUUUUGAAAUUUUCUAUUUUUACCAAAAAUAUUUGAAUCAUCCAUCUGUUUAGUUUCUCUCUACUUAUUCUUGGGGCUUUUGCUUCCCGUUUGUUGCUUUGGUGCCAAAUUUUGUAAUGGCACACCCAUUUAUGCAUAAUCUGGUUGUCUAUGUUACCCAAUCUCUACACGCUCAUUCCCUGAGCUUUAUUAUCUUGGAUCAACUUCUAAUUUAUCUCUUAGCAUUUAGUUGUUUAUCUGCAAUAUCAAUGAUAACUUGGAAGCCCCUCUUGUGAAGCUGUUAUACCUAUUUAAACGCUUGUUAGUCAUGGUGCU